Molecule: messenger RNA, 4703 nt
Organism: Cottoperca gobio
Lineage: Eukaryota; Metazoa; Chordata; Actinopteri; Perciformes; Bovichtidae
Product: toll-like receptor 5
Exons: 4
Coding region: 627-3296 (889 amino acids)
Biological process (GO): inflammatory response; immune response; toll-like receptor signaling pathway
Cellular component (GO): plasma membrane
Molecular function (GO): protein binding; transmembrane signaling receptor activity
Source: RefSeq, a predicted model, not a curated record
UAAAGUAUUUCUCCACCAAUGUUUGCCGUUCCAUUAAGUUGGAGAGUUCAAAAAAGAAAUCAAAGGCUGAGAUAUGUUGACUUUUAGCUCCUAGUAUGAGUCACACUCCAAGUAUGUCUACAGUUCACAUAGUGCAACCACUAGGACUAAAGCUCCUCCACAGCACAGCAGACUAAACUGAACUGUAAUAUCACUGGUGUACCCCUUUAAUGUAUUUGAUGGAAAAUAAAUCAUUUAAUUUCCAUUUACUGAAUUUCUUUUAGGAUUGAAAUGACAAGGAGAAGUAAACCCUGAUUUAUAAAUCUAAAGCCUCAAAUUAUUUACCGUCACAAACGCAAGUAAAAUAUAAUAGUAACUAUGGCAGGUGGGAGGUGCUGCAGCAGUAAUAAUCAUUACAAUAUGACAAGUUACAGUUAAUAACUUGUGGCAGACAUGUCAACUUUUGGAAUGGAGCUACAUUAUAAAGGCUGAAGCUGCACCAGUGAACCAUGAACCUGCCAAAGCAAACAAUCUGACACAGUUUCUCCUUUUUCCUACAUUCCUUACUAAAUGAUCACAUACAUGUCCUCACUGCUGAGCUUCCUUUAAGCUUCGCUAAUGUUUCCCUUACUCUUGUUGUUAGGGCGAUGUCGGACGGUAUGUGGACACUUCUCUUGGUUUUCAUUGGUUUAUUCCUUCAGGUACCCACAUGCUACCCAUCAUGCACCCUGUACGGCCUGGUGGCUGAUUGCGCCUCAAGACGCCACUACUGGGUUCCUUCUCUGCCUCCCAACAUCACCCACCUCUUCCUGGAGAUGAACUACAUCAGUGAGAUCAACAGCAGUUCGCUCAGAGACUAUGACCAGCUGCAACAGUUAGAUCUCGGGAAGCAGAAUGUGCAGCUCGUCAUCAGGAGCAACACUUUCCUCAGGCAGAGAAAAUUGACAAGGUUGGUCCUCGGCUACAAUAUCGGCCUUCAGAUGGAGCCACGGGCAUUUGCAGGACUGCUCAAUUUACAACACCUCUUUUUGGAUUUUUGCAAUUUGGCAGACUCCAUACUAGCAGAGAACUACCUGCAGCCACUUCUGUCCUUAGAGACGCUUGAUCUCUUUGGUAAUAAUAUAGUGACACUCCGGCCAGGAUUGUUCUUUUCGAAACUUACACAUUUCACAGAGCUUAACCUCAAAUUGAAUCAGAUUGAAAGAUUAUGUGAAGAUGAUCUAGUUGGUUUCCGGGGGAAAUACUUCACACUCCUGAAUUUGCAAUCCAAUCACUUAUAUAAGAGUUAUAGUGAACAUUUUGACUGGGAAAGAUGUGGGAACCCUUUCAGAGGGAUGGCCUUUGAUGUCCUUGACUUAUCCACCAAUGGGUUCAAUGAGAACAUAUCAAGACACUUUUUCAAAGCCAUAGAGGGUACUCCAAUUGCUCAUCUUAUUUUCUCUGGACACAUGGGCAUAGGCUUUUCAUACAACAACCUUCCUGAUCCAGAUGAAAGCACAUUCAAGGGCCUCAUGAACAGCUCAGUUAAGAUUUUAGAUCUGUCUAAAAGCUUUAUAUUUGUUUUACAGGAGGCUGUUUUGAGUUCUCUACAGGAUGCAAUAAUUAUUGACAUCUCCAUUAACAAAAUCAAUCAGAUUGACAAAAAUGCCUUCAAUGGUCUUCAAGGACAUUUACGAAUGCUCAACCUGUCAUUCAACCUACUAGGAGAAAUAUAUUCUCACACAUUUAGCAACCUGGCAGACCUUCGGGUGUUGGAUUUGUCUUACAACCACAUUGGCGCAUUGGGACACAAAGCCUUCAGGGGUCUUCCAAAACUACGAGCGUUAUAUCUGACAGGAAAUUCCCUCCGAAAACUGGGUUAUCCUGACCCAUUACCAAGCUUAGAUUAUCUUUUUUUGGGUGACAAUAAAUUGAAUUCGCUGCACAAAAUCUUUGAAUUGGGCAAAAACAGUAUAUAUGUGGACGUUACAGACAACAAAUUAACAAACUUGGAGGAUGUUUAUCAUAUUCUAACUUAUUUCAAUCGGCUCCAGAGUUUCUUCUAUGGUGGCAACUCCAUCAAGUGGUGCCAAAUAAAUACGGAAGUUGCAGUACCUCAUAAUAAUAGUUUGAAAGUGUUGGAUCUUCACGACAGUUCUCUGAAUGUAAUUUGGGCGCAGGGGAUGUGCCUCGACCUCUUUGAUCAUCUAGAGAAUCUGCUCGGGCUAAAUAUAAGCUUUAACUCACUUGCAACUCUCCCACAAGGGAUCUUCAGCGGCCUAAGCUCGAUCAUUGAGAUCGACCUUUCCUCUAAUGCCUUAACCUAUCUGCAGCAGGAUGUCUUUCCAGUCGGCCUGAUAAGACUCGAUCUCUCAAACAACUUUCUCGCCUCCCUGGACCCUUUGACUUUUCAGUCUCUCAGUUUCCUCAGCCUGGCUGCAAAUCGCUUCCACUGCGGUUGCCAUCUGGAGAGCUUCCUGAAGUGGCUGAACGUGACCAAUGUGACCUUCCUCAGCCCAAUUGAGGAGUACAAAUGUGAGUUCCCAGCUGCUCUCCACAAUCUCCCUCUGCUAAAUUACUCCACAGUCAUCGAACCGUGUGAGGGCGAGGACACAAAGGCCGUCCAAGAUCUUAAGCUUGCUCUCUUCAUCCUCUCCACUCUCCUCAUCAUCACUGUCCUCCUCAGCGGGAUUGUUUACGCCCGUCUCCGAGGUCACAUAUUCAUCAUCUACAAAAAGAUCGUCGGUAGGGUUCUCGAGGGCCCAAAAGCGGCACCUCCUGCGGACGAAGUGCAGUACGAUGCCUUCCUCAGCUUUAGCAACAAUGACUAUGGGUGGGUAGAAGCUGCUUUGCUGAAGAAGCUGGAUAACCAGUUUUCGGAGGAGAACCUCUUCCGCUGUUGCUUCGAGGCCAGAGACUUCCUACCAGGUGAGGAUCACCUUACCAACAUCCGAGAUGCAAUCUGGGGCAGCAGGAAGACUGUGUGCGUCGUCUCCAAAGAGUUCCUUAAAGAUGGUUGGUGCUUGGAGGCGUUUACUUUGUCUCAGGGCCGGAUGCUGGAGGAGCUGACCAACGUCCUGAUAAUGUUGGUGGUAGGGAAGGUGGCUCACUACCAGCUGAUGAAGUACAACGCAGUCCGAGCUUUCGUGCAGAGGAGAGAGUAUCUGACGUGGCCGGAGGACCCUCAGGACCUGGAGUGGUUUUAUGAGCGGCUCGUCUCACAGAUACUCAAAGACACCAAGGUGAAAAAGUUGGAAGAGGACGAACCGGAGCCGGACGUCCUACCGCAGAAUGAGGGGGGUAUCCAGCUUGAGAACAUCGAAGCAAUUCCCAUGUGAACUCUGUACUGUGUGUUAAAGAAAACCUACUAAUAGUAAUAAUAAUCUGUUGAUGCCAACAUCCACCCCGCUGAAGUGGUACUGCUUAGUAGGAUGAGGAAGACGUUCUCCCCUACAAAGGUCUUUCUGAUUUGCAUGGGGAAAAGGAAGAUGGGUAUUACCGACCUUCAGAGGACGUAAAGGCAAAGACUAGUUAAACACUACUUUAUAUUUGAUUUCUAUAGAACCCGAUGCAGAACCUGUCUGGGCCUGAACCGUUGUGUGUGUAUUUAGGAAAUCUGAGGCACGAUAUUAAAUCAAUUUAAUCUCCUUUGUUAUGGUCAGUGUUUACAGCAUGCCAUUACCCAAUGACAUGUACAGUAUGAGAAAUGAUUGUUAUUGUGUUAAUAGAAUUAACAAUAUGUAACAUUAAAACUGUGAAAUGUUUCUGAUUUAGCAAGUGUAAUAACAGUGUAAUAACAAUGUUCUCACUAUUAUUAAAUGUUGGUGAACAUACAGCAUUGUUCAUUCUAAUAUUCCCCGGCACAGCUUUGAUAUUUAGAAGAGAGAAAGUCUGUUUUGAGUCACUGCAGGUGUAACCGCAGGCAGACUUGAACAUACAGUAGUGAUUAUCAAGAUCCCCCAGUGCAUGAGAGUAUGUGUAUGGAGAAGUGUUAACAUGCUUCCUCCUCUAUAUCACUUUGUAUGUAAAGGUUUUUAUUUUUUAUUAAUUAACUGAAGAAGCCUUUAGAUAGAUAUGCAGAAGAAUUUCUCAAUGUACAAGAUAUAUUUUUUAUGGUGGCAUCAGAAUAUCUACAAAACAUCCAUUCAAUGAGAUCUUCUUGUUUCUCUCUGUUUCGAAAGCAUGGGGGGUGGGGGGUGACUACGAAAGCCCUGAGGGGCGAGAGAUAAACUAAAUCUUAGUUAUCCAUUUUCUAAGUCUGAUCUAAAUAGUUUUGUCUUUCACUUAAGAUUGGGUAAAAGGGAUAAUAUGUCUAAAUGCAAUCUGUGAAACAGGUGGGGAAAAUACAUUUAGCCAGGAUUACUUUUCUAAAUGUCUUUUUGUUUAAAGUGUAGUAAUAGGUGUAAUAGCCCAUAAAUAGGACCAAAAGCAUUCACGUUUUCUUCCUGGCAAGUUUAAAUUUCUCCAUUCACUCCCACCACAAGGUACAUACUGCAUAAUGUGUGUUAGCAAGUUAUGUAACAUCAUUGUCAUGUCAGUCUUUGGGCCUGAAUUUGUUUUUAAUCAUAUCAAUAUAUGUGUCUUGUGUUUAGAGUGAAUGGAGAAAUGAAAAGUCACCUGGAAGAAAACAUGAAUGCUUUUAGUCCUGUUUAGAACACGUAAGGAACUUAGAAAGAUGAUCCUAAACAAAGUCAUAAAAACAGCUCAGAAAACUAUUUUAAAAAUAAAUCUAUUUCUUCUCACGG